Messenger RNA from Spirodela intermedia, 2115 nucleotides. The record is from the annotation of a GenBank genome assembly. Lineage: Eukaryota; Viridiplantae; Streptophyta; Magnoliopsida; Alismatales; Araceae.
AUGGGUAGGCUGCACCAGGUUUAUCUGGAGGGAAAGAUCUACAGCUGCCUGCACUGUCAGAGCCAUCUCGCUCUCUACGAGGACAUCGUCUCCAAGGUUUGGAAACGGCGCCAUCCUCUCCCCUUUUUUCCGCCUCUUUCCCUUAUUAAUCUUCCCUCUGACCUCCGCGCGGGCUUCCCUUUUUUCGUGCUCACAUGGAAUGCUUUUCCCGUAUUUAACUUCAGGUGGAGAUGUUAGGUGUUGGCAUCCUGAUUUGGAUUUCCCUGUGCUGAUUCCCUGGUUAGGCUUAUCUCUUCGGGGUUCAUUCUGAUUGUCGCCCCCCUCCCCCACUUCUUCUUCACAAUUAGUGUUUAUAGAGGCGGUUGAUUUCUUCAUGUUGAAUCUCUCGGGUGGUUGAUUUCGAGGAUCCAUAGAGGCGGAUUUCUCUUACUAUCUGCGAUUCUUAAGUCCCUGGCGCGGGGAGACGACGCCAUAGAGGCUCUAGAUUUCUCGUGGUUCGUACCUUCAUUAUACACCUGUUGCCAGUGAUCCCUCACGCCCUCGUUCUGUUCACCGAUUAGUUCACACACGCCACGGCAAGUUCUUGCUUGCUCAAGCGUGUAGCCAAUGCAUUCUCCCGUCUGUGGUCAUUUGUGAGUUAUUUUAUUUUCUCAUCAUAGUAUGGUGAAGAGUCACAUCGGCCUUGUGCUGCCUGCCCAUCGGACGAUGCUUGGGGAAGGGACGACUAAAUGGACCCUCCCCUCUCCCCCCACCGCCGAGGUGAUAACCUAAUUUUGCCUUGGUCUCGGCCCUCUAGCUGGGGGGGGGGGGGAGGGGGGGGGAUGUGAAGCCCAUGCAGAAGUCUAUGUGCCCCUCCCUUCGCCAAAAGGGAGUCUGUGGAUCUUCAUGCAUGCUACAUGGUACAUGGUAUUCCGAAGAUCAGCAUAUGAUUCACAGUACGAUGGAUGCCUGCUUGAGAAGGCAAGAUCAGGUUUCUAAAUGACCCACAAUCGGACCUGCUGAUGAGGUAGGCUGCACCAAAUGGCCACAAUCUAGUUCCUUUUUUAUCAUUUUUUGGUCUUUUUUUAGUGUUGAAUGAUGGUGUUGGCCGUUGGCAAAGAAGAGAGGAUCUCAAGAUAUAUUGGCCAUCCCCUCCCCUCCCCUCUCUCGGUGUAGCAAAACCUUGACAUUCGUCUGGUUCUCAUUGAAGCGUCUUCGCAAUCCAAUAGAGUGAUGGGAAUGUGUAGAUAAGUGGGGCGUCUAUCUCAUAAACAUUAUUGCAAUGUGUUUAACUAAUCCAUCGUAGGUGCUCGUGUCCGUCUGAAAACACCCUCGGAAAAAACUAGUGACUGUGACAUGUAGCGUGUACAAGAAUGUCUGUGCGUGUGGUCGCUGCUUGAGGAUGCUCUCCAUUCUGACUGCGUCCGUCUGCGUUUCUUCUUGCAGGAUUUCCAUUCCAGGCACGGGAAGGCCUACCUCUUCAACACCGUGUAUGUUUCCCAUUGAGCAGCUUAAUCAAUGGGAUACGAGGGAGGGAGAGAGAGAGAGAGACUGAGUUUUAAUGGGCGGUUGGCUGUGCUCCUUGUCUUGUGCGGGCAGUGUGAACGCUCGGGUGGGGCGCCAGGAGGAGCGGCUGAUGACGACGGGGAUGCACACCGUGGCGGACAUAUUCUGCAUCGGAUGCGGAUCCCUUCUGGGCUGGAAAUACGUACGUUGCAGUCGCCGUCGCCGUCGCCGUAGCCGUGUUGAUUCCCUGCAAUCUCGGCUCGGCCGUCGUCUGAUGCCCGCUGGGUGGACUUGCAGGUGGCCGCCCACGAGAAGAGCCAGAAGUACAAGGAGGGCAGGUUCAUCCUCGAGAGGUGACCCCCAACAGACUCCAUCUCCUUUCCAACCUCCGCACCAUUCGUCGCCGGGGGACGGACGCUCAAAAUUAAAAUUUUCGAGCCGCAGAUUAUGAGAUCGACGAGUCGACAUCUGGUUGAUGUUGAAGUGUUUGAGGUGAUGGGCGUGGUGGUGAGGUGGGUUUUUCUUGUGUCUUUGUUCUUGAGCAGGGCCAAAGUGACGGGGCCCGACGGCGGCAGCUAUUGGAUGACCCUUGAAGCUCAGGUCGUCGGAAGCGACGCCGACGACGCCUGA